This is a messenger RNA of Achroia grisella, 890 nucleotides long. RefSeq names its product vitellin-degrading protease-like. Gene Ontology annotation, molecular function: serine-type endopeptidase activity. Lineage: Eukaryota; Metazoa; Arthropoda; Insecta; Lepidoptera; Pyralidae. The record is from RefSeq and is a predicted model, not a curated record. Gene Ontology annotation, biological process: proteolysis. The transcript is spliced from 5 exons. The coding region runs from base 32 to 844 and encodes 270 amino acids.
GUUAAAGAUGGUGGCCAGUUAUUAAGUCAACAUGUACAAGUUCAUGUUAGGAGUUGCGGUCUUUGGGUUCGUUGCAUCAGCACCAACACUCAAAAACAUAGAAAAUGUGAGAAUAGUAGGUGGUGAAGAUAUAGAAAUAUCCGAUGCACCAUACCAAGCCUCGGUAAUACACUAUAACCGUCAUGUCUGCGGAGGAACCAUCAUAGCAAGAGAUAUAAUAAUAACUGCAGCCCAUUGUAUGAUGGUUCCAGACAUCGAACAAUAUACAGUUCGCGUCGGGUCAUCGUAUAGCACGCAUGGAGGGGAUAUAUAUCAAGUCGGGGAUGUGGCCCGUCACCCAGGUUUCAGUUUCAACAAAAUGGAUAAUGAUAUAGCAGUCAUUUGGUUAUCGACACCUAUAAUUUUUAACGAAAACGUAUCCUCAAUUGAUUUGUUUGAACAUGAUGAGGAGUUGGAAGAUGGAGAACUGGCUACGAUAACUGGAUGGGGAGAUACUGCGGAAGGGGGUGGUCACCCAGAUAUUUUACAAAGAGCACUGGUCCCGAAGGUGAAUAACGAAAAAUGCCACCUGGCCUACGCCCCUGAAUACACCAUCACAUCCAAUAUGCUCUGCGCUGGAUAUCCCGAGGGCGGCAAAGAUGCUUGUCAGGGUGAUAGCGGUGGUCCCCUAAUGUAUAAUAACAAAUUGGCCGCUGUUGUAUCUUGGGGUAUCGGAUGUGCCAGACCCGACUAUCCUGGUGUUUACGCGAAAGUAUCAGCAUUCCGAGGGUGGUUGGACGAAAAGAUCACGUAUUUGAGAAUAAAAAACGUACUACGAGGCUUACCGUAUGCAAUUUAUGAAUAAAUAGACAUUUUUAUAUUUUUUUAAUAAAAUCGCGUUAUAACUUGAA